Messenger RNA from Aspergillus puulaauensis, 4248 nucleotides. It is a transcript of the gene SKI3, whose product is annotated as SKI complex subunit tetratricopeptide repeat protein SKI3. Gene Ontology annotation, molecular function: protein binding. The record is from RefSeq and is a predicted model, not a curated record. The transcript is spliced from 3 exons. Gene Ontology annotation, cellular component: Ski complex. Bases 1 to 4248 code for a protein of 1415 amino acids. Lineage: Eukaryota; Fungi; Ascomycota; Eurotiomycetes; Eurotiales; Aspergillaceae.
AUGUCAAGCAAGUCGGCUCUCAAGGAAGUGCGAACGGCGCUCGACUCAAAAGAUUUCGAGCUUGCUGCCGAAAAGGCCAAAGAUCUGGUCAAAGAGCAGCCGCAAAACUAUCAUGCGAAUGUCUUUCUGGGUCUGGCACAAGAUAAAUUGAACCAUUUCCUUGAAGCCGAAAGAGCAUAUCUCGCAGCCACUCGCAUUAAAGGUGACGACAAACCGGCGUGGCAGGGACUCAUUAGCCUAUACGAGAAACAAGGGAACCAAAAGCUAGAACAAUAUAGGGAGGCGGUCAUAAACCUCGCGCAGGUGUUUGCUGAUCUAGAUGAUAAACACCGGUGUCAAGAUGCCUUGGACAAAUAUGUCGCAUUCACAAAGAAGAAUGGAACUCGCUUGCAGUACAAGAGAGCCCUCGAGCUGCACUUACCCACCAGCCCUCUCUACAGUUACCUUGAAGGUCGCAUCCCCAACCCCUCGCAUACCUAUUCGCGUCUCAUAGAAAUAACGGAAGCGGAGGAGAGGGAGUUCAUAAAUCGGGAAAUUGGGGAACGGAGAACUAGACUCGGUUCUCGAAUUGACCAAGUUACGCUCGAAGUAAAACGAGAAGCCUACAAGCGGAGUGAACUGGAACAGUUAUAUCGUGGAAUCGUGAACUGGUCGCACGAUGAUGAAGUCCGGCGCACAUAUGAGGAAAAGUUGCUACAGAGGGCCUAUGAUACGCUUGUUGUCCUCUCCACGAAUGAAAAGGAUGCGAAGAGGGAGGAGGUGUUGCAAGCCGCUCGUGAUAUGGUUAUCAUAAAACACCCAUUUGAACUCGCUUGGAAGAUUGUACUGGAGUGGCAAGAUAUCGAGGACUUUUCCCAGUGGGACCGUGGGUUCCUUGAAGACUUCAUCGAAUUUUUUCCUGAAGAUGAUCUUUCCAAGGUUCUCAAGGGCUUCUUGGGAAGCGAAAUCUCCCCAUUUCCUCCUAAGGAAUCGGCUAAACCGGGCGAGAAAGAAAGUGAAAAAGCCGAGAAUGGAAAUGGAGAGAACAACGAAUUGGCAGCCCAGGAUCGUCUUAUAUUGAUGGUGGAGGGCCUCGAAAUGUCUUCAACGUCGAUUGUCUCCCACAGAAUUAUGGGCGAACUGUAUCAAUUCCUCGAGGAAUACGAAAGCGUCGUCGAUGUCUGCCGUAAAGGGCUUCAUAAUCUACACGACGUCAUCAAAAGAACAGGAAUAACCCUCCAGAACACCGCAGAUGCUCUAAACAUAGCUCUUGCAAACUCCCUUAUUCACUACCAAUCUCCACGACAUCACCCCGAGGCCCAUAGGCUUUUCCACGAUAUCCUGCAAAGACGCCCUACGUCGACCAGCUGUCUCCUUGGAAUUGGCCUUAUUCUGAAGGUCGACGAAGACUACCCGGAAGCAGUCAAUUUUCUGGAGCGUGCGUUGAAACGGGACCUUGGAAACCUUAAGGUCCGUGGUGAACUGUCUUGGUGUAAAGCGCUGAAUGGGGAUCUUCCGUCGGGUCUUUCAGGGCUGCAAGAUGUGCUCGAUGAGCUGCAAAGCUCGCAGCACGAGAGCCGGGAAUUCAAGGGAGAGAUACUCUAUCGUAUUGGAUACUGUCAAUGGGAGAUUGAUCCAUCAUCUUCCGCGCGCAAAAAUCGGAAUGGCGCCUAUGCCAGUUUUCUCGCUUCGAUCCAAGCUAGUAUAAACUUUGCACCAGCUUAUACUAGUUUGGGUCUAUACUAUGCCGACUAUAAGAAGGACAAGACAAGAGCACGAAGAUGCUUUCACAAAGCUUUCGAACUAUCGCCAUCCGAGAUCCUAGCCGCUGAGAGGUUGGCACGAACAUUUGCGGACCAAAAGGAGUGGGACCUUGUCGAGGCUGUCUCACAACGUGUUGUUGACUCCGGAAAAGCCAAACCUGCGCCAGGAUCGAAAAGAAAGGGCUACAGUUGGCCGUAUGCAGCUUUAGGUACCGUUCAGAUCAACAAGCAGCAGUACCCAAAGAGUAUAGUUUCCUUCCAGGCCGCUCUAAGAAUCUCGCCAAGCGAUUAUCAUUCGUGGGUUGGCUUAGGUGAGAGUUAUCAUAAUUCCGGAAGAUACAUCGCUGCCACAAAAGCUUUCGACCAUGCUCAGGAGUUGGAAUCUACAUUGUCAAAAGCCGAAAAGGAACAGAUUUGGUUUGCUCGAUACAUGCUGGCGAAUGUUAAGCGAGAGCUCGGUGAAUAUGACGAUGCUAUCGCGAGAUAUGAAGAGGUGUUGAAGAUCCGACCCAAUGAGCUCGGCAUCACGAUAGCAUUACUUCAGACACUCACGGAGAAUUCCUGGAAGUGCCUAGAAUCGGGACUUUUCAAUGAUUGCGCUGAGCUGGCUAGAAGGGUCAUCAUACUGGCCAAAUCGCUCGCUACUGAACGAGUUGACAUUUUCAAUCUAUGGAAGGGGGUAGGUGAUGCGAGCGCGAUAUUUUCAUAUGUCAAAUCAAAAGCAGGCAAACUUCCGAUGAAGGAAGUCCGGGGCCUGCUCACCACUCAACUCGAACCUUCCGCCCUAGACAUUCUAACAGAUGUGGACGGUGUAGGAGAGGCCUAUUUAGGAGCGCCAGAGGGUGAGAAAGAUUUUUCUACCCUAGCCAACGAAUGCAUGUACGCCUCGAUCCUGGCGUACAAGCGUGCUAUACAUGUCUCGCUGCAAGACGUCCAUGCACAGGCAGUGUCAUGGUAUAACCUUGGAUGGGCGGAAUACAGAGCCUUUGGAUGCAUAAGAAUGAAUGGCGAGAAGAAGAAGCAAGCUCGCAAGUUCUUAAAGGCAGCAAUGAGGUGCUUCAAGAGAGCCAUUGAACUAGAGGCUGGUAAUUCUGAGUUUUGGAAUGCGCUUGGGGUGGUGACUACAAGCAUGAGCCCGAGAGUUGCGCAACACGCAUUCGUCAGAAGUUUGCACCUUAAUGACCGGAGCGCACAAGUCUGGACCAACUUGGGAACACUGUAUCUCAUUCAUAACGAUACCCAACUAUCCAACGAAGCGUUUACUCGCGCACAAUCGACGGAUCCCGAUUAUUCGCAGGCGUGGGUUGGUCAAGGUUUCCUAGCUUUUCUGUACGGUGAUUCACGAGAGGCUAGAGGGCUGUUCGAACACGCUUUCGAUAUCUCUCGGUCGUCAUCGAAACUGCCGAAACAGCAGUAUACCUUGACCUUGUUCGACCACCUUGUCGCGGAUCCUUUAGCGUCAAAUGAGGUCUCGCAACUCAUCCAACCACUUUUCACACUUUAUCAGCUCACUAGCCAGGACCCGUCUGAUUUACCCUUUGUUCACUUAUUUUCUCUCCUAGCUGAGAGAAUCGGCGAGUUCUCAGAUGCUGAGUCCAGCCUAAGAAGCCUUAGUGCUCAUGUCGAGGCUGAAUAUGAGCAUUCUGAAUCGGCGUCUUCGCUUUCUAAGUUCACGCAAGCAAACGCUGACAUCGCCCGUGUUCUACUAGCACGCCAUGAAUACGAAGAAGCCGCAGAGAAGGCAGAAACUGCGCUUAUGCUGUCGGGAGAGGAGGACGCCGAGAAAUUUGAGCCUGAGCUGUACAAGAAUCUGCGCCUGUCGGCACAUUUGACCGCUGGUCUUGCGCACUACUACAUGCGAGCUAUGGACAAUGCAAUCGACAUGUUCCGCGAUGCCCUCCAAGAGGCGGAUAAUGCGCCAGAUGUCGUUUGUCUUCUUGCACAGGUACUAUGGGCGAAGGGUGGAGAAGAGGAAAGGACCGUUGCUCGACAGCAGUUGUUUGAAUGCGUUGAGAGCCACCCAGAUCAUGUUGGAGCAGUUACACUCCUAGGAGCAAUUGCGCUCCUUGAUGACGACAAGGACGUCAUAGAGGCCGUUGAGUCUGACCUCCAGAACAUGAUCACCAGAGACGAUAUUGGGAUCCAUGAAAGGGCUAGGCUAGUCAAGCUCUCGACUGCGAUAUCCUCGUGUAUUGCGGAUGAUUCGGGCGUUCCGGAUGAAACGAGACGCAUCGGAGAGGCCGCAGCGGCGGUCAUGAGGGCGCCUUACGACCCUCAAGGCUGGAUGGAGUUGUCGUCAGCCGCCCAGGAAUCGUACCCUGCGGAGAUGGGUGUGAAGACAGCCCUACGGAGCGUUCCUCCUCGGAGCAAUCUCGAUGCUACCGAUUUAUCUGCCGCGUAUUCACAAACCGGAAAGGCCAGCGAUGCCUUGAGGGCAAUCAUGGUCGCACCAUGGAUGCAGGGCGGCUGGCAGGAGCUAAGCCAUGUAGUUUCAUCUACCACCUAG